Galeopterus variegatus (Sunda flying lemur) is the source of this 1007-nucleotide messenger RNA. RefSeq names its product emerin (gene EMD). The record is from RefSeq and is a predicted model, not a curated record. The transcript is spliced from 5 exons. The annotation marks the transcript as partial. NCBI's taxonomy places the organism in Eukaryota, Metazoa, Chordata, Mammalia, Dermoptera, Cynocephalidae. Gene Ontology annotation, cellular component: nuclear envelope.
UCCUCGUCCUCCUAUCGGUUCUCGGACUUGGAUUCAGCACCCGUGGACUCGGAUAUGUACGAUCUGCCCAAGAAAGAGGACGCCUUACUUUACCAGAGCAAGGGCUGUAAUGACGAGUACUAUGAGGAGAGUUACCUGACCACCAGGACUUCCGGGGAGGCCGAUUCUGUGGGUACAUCCAAGGGCUUCCGCCAGCCGGUGACUUCACUCUUAGAUGCUGACACCUUCCAUCACCAGAUGCGUGAUGACAGUCUUUUCUCUUCUUCUGAAGAGGACAGCAAGGAUAGGGAACGCCCCGUGUAUGGCCGGGACAGUGCCUACCAGAGCAUCGCACACUACCGCCCCGUUUCCAACAUCUCCAGGAGCUCCCUGGGCCUGUCCUAUUAUCCUACAUCCUCCUCCACCUCUUCUGUGUCCUCAUCUUCAUCUUCCUCCCCUUCAUGGCUCACCCGACGUGCCAUCCGGCCAGAAAAGCAGGCCCCUAGGGCCGGUCUGGGCCAGGAUCGCCAGGUCCCGCUCUGGGGCCAGCUGCUGCUUUUCCUGGUCUUAGUUGCCUUCCUCCUCUUUGUUUACUACUCCAUGCAGCUUGAGGAGGGCAACCCCUUCUGGAUGGAUCCCUGAGGAUCUUGGCUUCGGAGCCAGGUCUUCUCAGAAGUCCUGGCUGACUGCUUCGGCAGUGUUUGAUGGGGGUGGGGGGUGGGGGCUUUGCUUUGUGUUCUAGCUUGGAGGGGCCUGGGCCCAGCCCAAGGCAGUGCUUGUUCUCCCUGCCUUGUCCUGCCAGGGAGGCAGCAGACUCAGGCCCUCCAGGGUAUGGUGGUCCUCAGCUUGCCUUCCUCUGGAGCCUCCUGGCCCUGCUUGCCUGUGACCCUUAAGGCCUGAGAGGGCAAGACCUCACUCCUUCAGAGAAUAUGGUUGUUGUCAUGCAUGCCUCUUGUUCAUUGUCACCUUGUUGGCCAAAGGCCACCCUUUGUUUUCGUGGACACAAUAAAAAGACCAUUUAUUUUUAA